Messenger RNA from Kluyveromyces marxianus DMKU3-1042, 1356 nucleotides. It is a transcript of the gene ICE2, whose product is annotated as Ice2p. Gene Ontology annotation, cellular component: perinuclear endoplasmic reticulum; endoplasmic reticulum membrane; cortical endoplasmic reticulum. The transcript has a single exon. NCBI's taxonomy places the organism in Eukaryota, Fungi, Ascomycota, Saccharomycetes, Saccharomycetales, Saccharomycetaceae. Bases 1 to 1356 code for a protein of 451 amino acids. Gene Ontology annotation, biological process: endoplasmic reticulum inheritance; septin ring assembly. The record is from RefSeq and is a predicted model, not a curated record.
AUGCCAUUGAUUAAAAAGAGCGUACUUCAGACGGUACGUAUGUUUCUUACAACGAUGUACUUGUUUCUCAUUCUGAUUACUAUUCCAAUAAGUUUCCAGGUUGGAGGACUGAAUUGCGGGUUAUCGUUUACUGUGACGCUAUUUGCAUUGUAUUUUGUGUCUACUACGUUCAAGCUUGUUUUGCUGGAGCGGGGGUCAGCAGUUUCGACGCUGAUAUACUAUUUGCAACACUUGUUAAUUCCAUCGAUAUUAUUCAUGUUUCUUUCGUACUUUGAAGGGGUCGAGCGUGGGGAAGUUGUCGAGUCUGAGUGUUUCAAGGUGUUUUGGAAGGUUGUGGUGAAGCCGUGGCAGCUGUCUUUAAUCCAUUCGACUCCAGUGUUUACGUUGUUGGAGGGGGUUUUCACGAUUCUUGCAAUUCAGGCGAUUGGGGAGACGGAGAGAUGGUUGAAAAGGACGAGAAGAAGCAACUUGUGGGUGAUUGUGAGUCUUUUGAUUAGUGGAGGAGUGAUCACGCUGUCGCUUUUUUACUUUUACCGGAUCUAUGUGACUCCAAUGUGGGAGCUUUCGACUCCCAGCGCGUCAUUGCUUGGUUUUACGUUUUCUAUAGUGUGUGGAAUUGGGCUCUACGGGAUCAACAACGGGUCAGGGUCUGUGAUGGAGAGCUCAUUGUUCUUUGCGUACAUGGUACGGAACGUGUAUGAAAUCAGUCCGAAGAUGGCGAUGAACGCGAUGGACGAGAUCUUCGACAUUGUGAAGGAGACGUGGCAGAUGCACCAGACGAAUCUAACGCAGAAGGAUAAUCUAUUGCAACUCAUGACGAAGAACUACCGGGUGAUAUGGAGUCAAAUCAUGGAGCACACGACGCUCCCACGCAACCACAAGUAUGCAAAACUGGUUCAAGAGAUGCAGCGUGCGUUGAAUCCAUUGUGGCUAUCGUUGAAGAACUUCACCAAGAGCGUGCCCAUCAGCAUCCAGGAAAUAUUUGUAGUAACGUUCAAGAUGGCUAAGGAGAGCAUCAUCCCAGCAGUAGUGAUAAAUCUAGUGUUCCGUCUUCUGAUCUUCUACAGCGCCACAAGAAUCAUACCGACAUUGCAAAGGGAUACUAAGGAGCGUCGCAGUUUCAGACGGAUCAUGAACUUCGUGUACUGGUACUCGCCCUGCAUUAUCAUUGCGAUGUACACGCACUUGAUUCUACGGUACAGCGGCCAAUUGAAGAACGAACUCUGUAUAUGGGGCUGUUUCCCAUACGAGAGCGAGAACAAGAUCGUCGUGGACUCGUGGUCGUUCUGGAACUGGUGCAACAUAUACUCUACGAUGCUGCUUUACGCCCUGGAACUCAUCGGGGGCAGGAACUAA